AGAUUUUGUCCAUAGAUACCCCCCUGCAAAUUCAAGGUUGGAAUGAUUGUGGAGGCAUUAGAAGAUGACGGCUUUUGGUAUAAAGCCAAAGUAUUGUCAGUACAGAAGGAAAGAGUUAAAAUACAUUGGACUGGUUAUAACUUGGAUGAGGGGCUUUCAACAAAGGUCAGGUUUGAGUUGAAGACUGGUGACAAGGUUGAGGCUCCAUGGUUGGUGCACAGAGCAGCUCGAUACCCUGGCCAUGUUGAGCGUGUUGAUGGAGAAUAUGUGCUAAUUGAAUUUAGUGACAUGACAAAGAAAAGAAUUCAUUUCAAGUAUAUUGAGAAGAAAACGAACCAUCUCUGAAACCCAACUGGACUUUCAAGACAACCGGACACUGAGAUAAGCCCAAGUUCAUAAGUUUGAAUUA
This is a messenger RNA of Haliotis rubra (blacklip abalone), 409 nucleotides long. RefSeq lists its product as uncharacterized. NCBI's taxonomy places the organism in Eukaryota, Metazoa, Mollusca, Gastropoda, Lepetellida, Haliotidae. The record is from RefSeq and is a predicted model, not a curated record. The transcript has 5 exons. The coding region runs from base 43 to 345 and encodes 100 amino acids.